Podospora anserina S mat+ is the source of this 3963-nucleotide messenger RNA. RefSeq lists its product as uncharacterized. Gene Ontology annotation, cellular component: late endosome; HOPS complex. Bases 1 to 3963 code for a protein of 1320 amino acids. The transcript has 4 exons. Lineage: Eukaryota; Fungi; Ascomycota; Sordariomycetes; Sordariales; Podosporaceae. The record is from RefSeq and is a predicted model, not a curated record. Gene Ontology annotation, biological process: macroautophagy; endosomal vesicle fusion; cellular response to starvation. Gene Ontology annotation, molecular function: protein binding.
AUGACAGGAAGCUCGCCACAGCCCGGCGACAACGAUCCCCACCAUGACAAGAGCCCGACCGAGUCCAGCAGCGCUGGUGUAGCGCUCAAGCACCCACCAGCCAGCGACGCAACAACAACAGGCCCAAUGGAGGAGUUCAGGGUUAACACAGGCGCUGGCGCAACCUCUGACGAUGAAACCGAUGACACAUUAGAGCAGUCUAGUGAUGAGGAUGGUGAAAGGGAGGAAGAGGGCGAGGAAGAGGCAGAAGAGGGCGAGGAAGAAAGCGAGGAUGAAGAUGAGGAGCCAAAGCUCAAGUACGCGCGAUUGACCCAACACCUCGGGCCCCUUUACCGCAAUGGAGAUGCGACAAGCACCUUUCUAGUUGCUGGAGACAAACAGAUCAUAGGAACACAUAAUGGAAACAUCGUCGGUAUCCCUAACCUGCAUUGGCACGAAAUGCAUGUUAUUCAACUCCCUGUUUUCCAACCAUUACGAGUCUAUCAUGCCCACUCAGCCUCUGUUACAGCCGUUUCCAUCUCCCCAUACCCUCCACCACUGUCGACGCUCAGACCCGAUGCCACCCCGAAAGCUACUCCAAGUAGCCCUCGAAGACCGGGUUCAUCUAUCGGCGAAGGCCAUGUUGUCCCAACACCACCACCGAGAAGGGCCACCCAACUCCAAAACACAGUGCCGAAUACCCCGUCCAACAAUAUUUACAUUGCUACCUCGUCGAUGGAUGGAAAUGUCUGUGUACAGUCUCUGGUCGAUGUCAAGGAUGUGUCGCUGCGCAACUUUGCUCGCCCUAUCCAAGCCGUCGCUCUGUCUCCAGACUACAAGCACGACAAGACAUAUCUUUCUGGCGGGUUGUCGGGUCAGCUAAUUCUGACGACGGGUGCGCCGCUCGGUCGAAGUACUGCCACAACAACGGGGGCAGCUGCGCAGGCGGCAGGUUGGCUUGGUGGCAUGGUCGGCGCCAGCACAGGAAAAGAUACCGUUUUGCACUCUGGCGAGGGAACUAUCAACACCAUCAAGUGGUCUUUGUCGGGAAAAUACGUCGUCUGGCUGAACGAACAUGGCAUCAAGAUCAUGCGUACAAAGCUUCAUCUGGAGAGCGCCGAUGCAGACGAUGCCUGGAAGCGCAUCGGCCACAUUGAUCGGCCUCAGACGGCAGAGUGGGAGACUAUGGCCAGCGUGUGGAAGGGAAGGGCUGAGUGGAUCGACGAGCAAGCCGUCGAGCCUGAUGAGCCUGAGAAGGAAUCUCAUGAAGUCCUCCUUUCGCCAGCUGCGGAAAGACUGAAACAACAGCAGGUCAAGCACAGCAAGACGAUAGAGCGUCUCUUGGUUGGUUGGGGUGGGACCAUCUGGAUCAUACAUGUUCACCCCGGGGGCGUCGGCGUUGGAAAGCAUGCCGGGGAGAAGUCCGCUGGCCGGGCAGAGAUUGUAAAGUUACUUCGUAUGGAUUGCAUUAUUUCUGGCAUUUCGUUAUAUACCCAAAACUUGAUAUUAGUUCUCGCCUAUUGUUUGCCGGACGACGACGACGCCAACGACCAAGACGACGGUACCGCGGCUCGCGGCCACAAGCACACAUUAUCCAGUGGUAGCGAGCCAUCAGGCGGAAUUCGUCGCAAGCAAAACAACCAGCCUCCCGAACUGCGGCUGAUCGAUCUCACUUCUCAGGCAGAGGUCGACAAAGAUGGCCUGACGCUCAGCCGGUUCGAAAGGCUUUCGUCCAAUGACUACCACCUUGGUGUCUUGCCAGCUCAAACAGUGGCUGCUGCUGCCUCUAGUAGGGGCGCCCUGGAGACGUUGGCUGGGCUGGGCACUGAGAUGCUCAACGCGGCUCUCAACCCUAUCUCUCUCUUCAGCUCAGGUGCCAGUAUCAGAAGCAAGGACAGCAACGAGGGCACAUCGCCUGUCAAGAUUGCUGCCGCGUCGGCUCUCUUGCGAUCAAAGGGUGGAUCUGUGCAUCCAAAUCUCACCAAACCCGGAGUCAAGAUCUUUAUACAUAGUCCGUAUGACUGCAUCCUCGCGACAAGGAGAGAUUUGGGGGAUCAUCUGUCGUGGUUGUUGGAGCGACAGCAGUACCAGCAAGCAUGGGAGCUUGUCAACGAGCACCCCGAGAUCAUGUCGACGGCUGUCGACACGAGCCCAUUAUCGCCGGACCAUACUCAGACAACUGACGACUUUUACGAUGAGACCGCUUCCCUUGCCGAGGGAAUGCAAUCGAUGUACUCGGCGGCAGAAAAGGAAAAGAGGCGGAUCGGCGAACUGUGGCUGCAAGAGCUGGUUGAGGCUGGCGACUGGGUACGAGCUGGACAGACCUGUGGAAAGGUUUUGGGAACUCCGGACCGCUGGGAGAAGUGGGUGUGGACAUUUGCUGGGGCGAACAAGUUUGACGAGAUUGUCAAUCACAUCCCUACCGAGCGGACACGGCCCCCAAUCCCGGGAACCAUCUACGAGGUUGUGCUUGGGCAUUACCUCGAGACGAGCAAACCCCAGUUCCGCGAGCUUUUGGAGAGAUGGUCUCCUGACUUGUUCGAGAUUACCACCAUCACGACAGCCUUGGAGAACCAGCUCAACUACCGAGAAGUGAGGGAAGACAGCGUGGAGGAUGGCGAGGUUGGGCGCGACUGGCGCAUCGUGAUGGAGAGUCUUGCCAAGCUUCAUGAAGCCAACGGCAGGAAUAGGGAGGCUCUCAAAUGCUACAUCAAGCUGCAGGAUGCGGACAACGCGAUGAGGUUGAUCAAGGAUGGGCAUUUGGCUGAUGCCGUGGCGGAUGACAUCCCUAGCUUUCUCACUCUUCGUGUUCCUCAAGGUCAGGCCAAGAUGUCGAAUGAUGAGCUGGAACAGGCGACUCAUGAGGCGAUUACCCUGCUGGUGGACGAGGCACAGCAUGGACUGGUCAAGCCGGAUGUUGUGGUGGAGCAGCUCCAGGAGAAGAAAUUGGAUCUGUACACGUUCUUUUAUCUUCGGGGUUUAUGGCGGGGGCAGGGGAUUCACGAACAUAGCGGGGAGUCGAGGGCGAGGCUUGUGACCGACAGUCAGUCUCUGGUGGACAAUUUUGCUGAUUUGGCGGUGCAUUUGUUUGCAAAGUAUGACCAGGGACUGUUGAUGAGCUUUCUCAAGACUUCGACUGCGUAUGCGUUUGAGGAGGCCGUCAAAGAAUGCGAUCGAUACGAUUACAUCCCCGAGCUAGUCUACCUGUACUCCAAGACUGGGCAGAUGAAGCGCGCCCUGACGCUCAUUAUUGAACGGCUGGGCGAUGUCAGCCGCGCGAUUGCUUUUGCCAAGGAACAAGACGAUCCUGAUCUUUGGGAGGAUCUGCUCGAGUAUAGUAUGGACAAGCCCCGGUUCAUUAGGGGGUUGCUUGAGGAGGUCGGGACGGCGAUCAAUCCCAUCACUCUUGUCAGACGGAUUCCAGAGGGGCUGGAGAUUGAUGGUUUGAGGGAGGGGCUGAAGCAUAUCAUGAAGGAGCAUGAUAUCCAACACAGUAUCAGCUCGGGCGUGGCAAAGGUGUUGAGGAGUGAGGUGGCGGCGGCGCAGAAUUUGCUGAGGAGUGGGCAGAGGAAGGGGGUGAAGUUUGAGGUUGUGGUUAAGGGGGGCGAUCAUGCUGAUGUCAGGGCGAAGGAUGUGCCUACUGUUGUUGGGGAGAAGCAUGAGGUUGUUGAUGAUGGGGUUGAUAAUGAGGAGGUGCCUAAGCCGCCGGGGAAGAAGUGGGCGUCGGGGCAUUGUGCGGGGUGUUGUGAGGCGUUUACGGAGUGGGAGAUGGAGACGUUGGUUGGGUUUGCCUGUGGACAUGUGUAUCAUUUGUCGCAUUUGCUGGAGAAGAUGCACCCGGGGGAGAGGGUGGAUCAGAGCUUGGUGAGUGCGGUUGGGGAGAGUGUGUCGCAUCGGAUAGGGGCCAAGGUGACGCAUGCGAUGUUGUUGAGGGACAAGAUUGCGGGCGGGUGUCCUGUUUGCAAGGAGGCGGAGGAGACGUGA